This is a messenger RNA of Sardina pilchardus (European sardine), 1029 nucleotides long. RefSeq names its product trace amine-associated receptor 1-like. Gene Ontology annotation, biological process: G protein-coupled receptor signaling pathway. The record is from RefSeq and is a predicted model, not a curated record. Gene Ontology annotation, molecular function: trace-amine receptor activity. Gene Ontology annotation, cellular component: membrane. The transcript has a single exon. The coding region runs from base 1 to 1029 and encodes 342 amino acids. NCBI's taxonomy places the organism in Eukaryota, Metazoa, Chordata, Actinopteri, Clupeiformes, Clupeidae.
AUGGCACUAAGAGGCACCCUGACUGAGUCUGAUGGUCUAAGCAAUAUUUCCCUUUGCUAUGAAUCUCUCAGUAGCUCCUGUGUGAAAUUCUUAUAUCCAACUGUGAUUCGUGUUCACCUUUAUGUCUUCCUCGGGACUGCAAUGGUGUUAACAGUGGUAGGUAACUUGCUGGUCAUCAUCACUGUUGUCCAUUUCAAACAGCUCCACACACCAACAAAUAUUCUCAUUCUGUCUCUGUCUCUGGCAGACCUGCUUGUGGGUGUUAUUGCAAUGCCCCCCAGUAUAGUGCGAUCGGUGGAAACAUGCUGGUAUUUUGGAACUUUGUUUUGUAAAAUACACGGGAGUGUAGAUAUAAUGUGCACUGCAGCAUCCAUUUUGAAUCUGACAAUGAUAUCUAUUGAUCGCUACUAUGCCAUAUGUCAACCUCUGCUGUAUACAUCUAAGAUGACAAUUCCAAUUGCACUAACUAUGGCCUUUGUCUGUUGGGCUGUAUCGGCUUCAUAUGGAUUUAUAGCUGUUUUUCUAGAGUUUAUUUCUUUGGGAAUAGAAGACUUUACAAGCAGCAUGACCUGUGAGGGCUGGUGUGGUUUGAUGUUCAGUUUGCCAUCGAGCGCUCUGGGAAGUUCACUGUUUUUCUACAUUCCGGGGACGUUACUCAUCAUCAUAUAUCUGAAAAUCUUUUUCAUUGCACAAAAACAAGCACAAUCAAUUCAAAGCAUGAAUCAAAAUGCCCAUUUAAAGCAGUCAUCGUGUAAAAGUGAGAAGAAGGCCACUAAAACCCUAGCAAUUGUAAUGGGACUUUUUCUAUUAUCAUGGGCACCUUAUGUUGUAGUGGUUACAGCUAAUGCAUAUCUUGGUUAUGUAACACCACUGUUGUUACUUGACAUAUUUGGCUGGAUUGGAUAUUUCAAUUCAACAUUCAAUCCUGUGGUAUAUGCCUACUUUUACAGCUGGUUCAGAAAGGCAUUUCAAAUAAUAGUGUCGGGUAAAGUAUUCCAUCAGGACUCAUCAAGAGCAUUGUUGUUUUGA